AAAAAAGAAUCACCCUCUCGAAUAUUCAACCCCCCUCUCUCUCUCUCUCUCUCUCUCUCUCUCUUGAGGAUUAACAUAUAUAAAGAUAGACCCAUCAGAGAUUCGUUUUGUACGCGACGCCGCGACUUUGAAAUCUCCCCCAGAAACUCUCUCUCUUCUCUUUGGUGUCUUCUGCGCCCUCCGAUCUUUUUACCAAAGUGUCCGAUAUUCGUUCUUUUUCUUUUUUCUUUUUUUCUUCUGUUGUUGUGUUUGGUUCUGCGAGUUUAUUCCGUUUGGUGAUUCUAUUUAGAUCCCAGAUUCGUGUUUGAAUAAUAUUACACAAGUCCAUCAUCUUCUCCCUUUGGUGGGAUCUAUAAUAUUCUAUGUGCUCUGGACAAAAUAGCCUUUGGUCUUGUUAUAUUACUCGCUUCCCUGCUUCUAUUUCUUCUUCCCCUAGCAUCUUCAAUCGCAGACCCAUAGAGCCUAGGCUCUCUCUCUCUCUCUCUCUCUCUCUCUCUCUGUAUGGAAUAUUACACUGAGAAAAUGCAGCAUCAUGGUGGGUUGGGAUUCCGUGAGUAUGUGGAUGCUCUAGAGAAAGAGCGCACCAAGAUCCAGGUGUUUGAGCGCGAGCUACCUCUCUGCCUAGAGCUUGUAACCCAAGCUAUUCAGACGUGUCGGCAACAGUUGUCGGGGACGACAACGGAGAACAACUUGCAUGGGCAGUCUGAGAGUUCGGAGCAAACGACGUCGAACGAGGUCCCUCCUCCGGUGUUCGAGGAGUUCUUUCCGAUAAAGAGGUCUACUUCAUCAGAGGAUGAUGAGGAGGAGCAGCAGCUGUCACACAAGGCCAACAGAGAGACGAUGGUCAGCAAUGAUAGUAAGAAAAAAUCGGAUUGGCUUAGUUCAGUUCAGCUGUGGAAUCCAACCUCAGAUCCACCACCCAAAGAGGAUGUACCGAGAAAGGCAACGGUGAUGGAGGUGAAGAGGAAUGGUGGUGGUGGAGCUUUCCAGCCUUUCCAAAGAGAGAAAAGCGUUGGAAAGGGUAAUGCAUCAGUGGGCAAAGCGCCUUCUUCUCUGGCACCGGAGCCGGCGCCGGCGGUGGCGGUGGCUACGACGAGUUCAUCAGCGGAAACAACCACCGUAGGGAAUGGUGAGAGUGGUGGAAGUGGCAGAAGAGAAGAUAAAGAAGGGCAGGCUCAGAGAAAGCAGAGGCGGAAUUGGUCCCCUGAAUUGCACAAGCGGUUCUUGAACGCCCUUCAACAACUUGGUGGUUCACAAGCUGCGACACCCAAGCAAAUUAGGGAGCUAAUGAAGGUUGAUGGGCUUACUAAUGACGAAGUCAAAAGCCACUUGCAGAAAUAUCGGUUGCACACAAGAAGACCAAGUCCUGCAAGCCACAAUAAUGGCAACACGCAGGGGCCACAAGUUGUAGUUUUGGGGGGCAUAUGGGUGUCAGCGCCCGCGCCCGAGUAUGCAGCGAUGGCAGCAACGACAGCAUCAGGAGAGGUAACCAGCGUUGCUGCAGCCAAUGGAAUCUAUGCUCCAGUAGCUGCACCGCUGCCUACAGUCCAACAUGCAUCGGCAUCGGCAUCUUCAUCUCAAAUCCAAAGAUUACAACAGAAGCAAUCUGAAGAAAGGGUUUGCCAUAGUGAACAGAGAGGCACUUGUUCUAGUUCCCCUGCUACAUCCUCCUCCACCCACACUACCACCAAUUCCCCUGUGUUUUGAUUUUCAUAGCAUUACAAUGAUGUAAAAAAUUUUGUAAUCAAGUCUUGAUAGAAAGUACUAUGACAUAUCCUCAUAAUUCUGACUUC
Messenger RNA from Corylus avellana, 1793 nucleotides. Its product is annotated as transcription factor HHO2. Gene Ontology annotation, molecular function: DNA binding; DNA-binding transcription factor activity. Gene Ontology annotation, biological process: regulation of DNA-templated transcription. The record is from RefSeq and is a predicted model, not a curated record. NCBI's taxonomy places the organism in Eukaryota, Viridiplantae, Streptophyta, Magnoliopsida, Fagales, Betulaceae.